UAAAUGACAGGCCCAUACAUUGAAUUUAUGCACCAUGAGGAGAAACAUUUUUACGGUAACUCUUAGUGUCAGUAUGUACUUCUUUUAAUGUAUCCCAGUGCAACAGCGAGAUAAACGAAAUCAAUAUGACUGAUUUUGAAAGUCAUUUUUUAAACCCAGGGGUCUGACUUUAGUUUAGGGUGGGGCGCCAGAGGGAGAGUGCGCGCCAGCUGUGAGGAUCCUACAAGAUCCCGAACUGUAGAGAAGUGCUUAGCUGCCGUUUGAAGCAUCUCCAGACACAGGAGACAGGUUCAUCAAGAUAAUAUAGUUUUUGACCGUAGGACAGCAGCGUACAUUGGGUAUUCGAGUGGUGAUCAAAUCUUUAACAUUUAUUUGAAGGUUCGAUAGUUUUCAAAGUUUCUGCAAAGUGAAAAACUCCACUCGGACGAGAGGAGAGGGAAUCAUGAUUCUUCAAGGAGACCAGCUCCCACUCCAAUAAAACAAUGGAGUCCUACCAGCAAACAGGAAGGUGCAGGUGGAAGUUCCGUCAUGUCCUCCUAGUCACCCAGCUGCUGCUGACUCUAACCUCAGUGCUGAGCCAGUGCCAGCUGGACUGCGUCCAGGUGCUGACAGCCCCCCAGGGGGAGUUCACCUCGCCGUGCUACCCCCAGGAAUACCCCAAGUCCCAGGCCUGCAAGUGGACGCUGCAGGCUCCGUCGGGCUUCAUCCUCCAGCUCACCUUCCGGGACUUUGAGCUGGAGGAGGCCCUGGGCUGCAUCUACGACCGCGUGAUCGUCAGCACGGGAAACGCCGACGUCAAGUUCUGCGGCCUGACGGCCAACGGCCUGACGCUCAACUCCACGGGCAACGUCAUGGAGGUGUCCUUCAACUCCGACUUCAGCGUCCAGAAGAGGGGAUUCAGUGUCAGUUACAGGCAAGUCGCCGUGGCACUGAGGAACCAGAAGGUCACCCUGUCCAACGGCAACGGCAAGGCGGUGACGCUCUCCAACUCCGUGACGUUCCCCGCCCUGCAGUCCCUGACGUUCUGCUGCGAGAUGGCGCGGAGCAGCCAGAAGGCCACAGAGACCAUCUUCUCCUACGAGGCCAACUCGUCGGGCAGCGGCAACGGCAGCGGCGUCGAGUUCAGCUUCGGCAACAACAACGGCAUGGAGCUGGUGCUGGCGGCGCAGGCGUGCCCCGUGGAGACCAUCAUCACCGCCAGCGACAUCACCGCCACCAUGAACAGCUUCUGCCUCACGUGGACCUCGUCCACCGGCCUGGUGGCGCUUUACUUCAACGGGAACUACCGCGCCAAGACCUGCGCCAACACCGCCGGGAAGUCCAUGGUGGCCGGCUGGCUCUUCCGGCUGGGCAGCCAGAGCAGCAGCCUGGACGGUACGCUGUAUAAUGUCCGCCUGUGGGACUACGCCAUGAGCGUGUCGCAGCUGGCCGCGCUGACCUGCGACGUGGCGGGCAACGUCGUCGACUGGGACAACAGCUACUGGGUCAUCCCUUCGUCCCAGGCCCAGACCGACAGCUCCCUCAGCUGCACCUGCUACCCAACUUGCAUACACUUAACAACAGCUGCCCCAUCUAGUGGUACAUCUGUGCCCACCUACACUUCAACCACCACCACUUGUGCCUCCCCUGGACUGGGCUGCCCAGCUACUCUAACUUCCACCACCCCUGUCUUCACUAACAUGAUCGCUACUAAUGCGACCACAACCGUUCUGUCUUCCAACACCUACUCCACUACCUCCACUAGCAUGCCUCUAACCUCCAGCAGCACCAAUGUCCAGCCUGCUAUCACCACACCUGCCGUCAUCACAAUUUCUCCCACUAACAUGUCAUCGUCACCCCUCAUCAGCACCACGACUGUGCCUCAUCCUAUAAGCACAGCUGCUGCUACUAACACCACUCUGCUCUACAGCACCACCCAGGCAGAAAAUGGAAUUAGCAGCUCAGCCCCUGUGUCACAAACCGCUACCACUAACACGCCAGCCCCUAACUACACAUCGCAUGCGACUGAGACUACUCCCAUGUUGUUGAUCUCUACUACUAAUUUGCCUGCUACUAACUUGGCUCCCACUCGCGCCCCCUUACCUGAGGGCCUGUUCUACAGAAUGUCCUUCAUGGUCAGCGACAGCGAGGCCUCACGGACCGAGUUGGAGAUCGAGAAGACCGUGUCGCAGUGGCUGAACCAGACCUUCCAGAACUGGACCCACGCUGUCUAUGUGGACUAUGUUAGUGUCUAUCCUUCAGGGGAGGAGAGAAGCGUUCAGAGUUAUUCCUGCAACGCUUUGCUGGUGUACAUCACCAGGUCUGGUUCCCUCCUCACCCCGGGGGAGGCUGCCAUCUCUGCACAGCUGCAGGCCAGCGCCCCCAGCAUGGGCGCCGGCCUGGUGGUCUCCACCGUCGCAGUACAGUCUGUCGAUAACUGUCUUGUGGAGACCCCCCUCCACUAUCUCUGGCCAGAGAGCAGACCCACCGUGACUCAGUAUGUCCCCUGCUUCCCCAACAAAGACCAGAACGCCUCUAGAACCUGUGUGAUCAGCCCACAGAAUUACACAGCUUACUGGGAUGCCCCAGAUCUCAGGAACUGCACCGACAUCGAUACCAUUGAGGUGUCAGCAGAGAAUGCUGCGGAGGUGGCCGUUCAGCUUGCCGACAUCACCAACAACGAGCUGUCCAAUGACGAGGUGUCUAAGGUGGUCACCAAGGUGAAGGAGCUGGUGGGCGUGGCAAAGAUCAAUGCCACCUUGGCCACCACCGUGGUCACCAUCAUCUCCAACGUCAUGACCAGCUCCGACACCGCUCUGGCCGCUGCCUCCGAGAGGACUCUGAAGACAGUGGAUGAGCUAAUGCAGAAGAUAGAGUUUGAGGGCGCUUCGGUGACGAUCACGUCGAGAAACCUGGCCUUGGGCAUCUCAGCCCUCAACGCCAGCCAGUUCAAUGGGACGUCCUUCAGUGCCUUCAUAACCCCGAACACCACUGACCCACAGAUUGACUUUGAGUCCGAGCAACUCAACCCUUUAGCUCAGGUCAUCCUCCCUGCCACCCUGCUUAACAACCUGACCCCGACGGAUUCAGACAUCUCCAGAAUCAACUUCAUGUUCUUCAGCAAGAUUGGCCUGUUCCAGAACGAGCGGGAUAGUCUGUCUCUCAACAGCUACGUGGUCGCCAGCAGUGUGGGCAACUGCACUAUUCGAAAUCUGAAGGACCCUGUGAAGAUUGAGAUUGUCCACCUCAACUACCAGCAUUCCCCAAAUCCUGUUUGCAUGUUUUGGGAUUUCAACAUGAAAGAUGGCACCGGGGCCUGGAACAGUGAGGGGUGCCGCGUCGGCCCUGACUCCAAUGGCAACAAGACCGUCUGCCUCUGUGACCACCUCACACACUUUGGUAUCCUCAUGGAUAUCUCUGGAGCAGCUGCCCUGAUAGACGAGAAGAACACCAAGAUUCUGACCUUCAUCACCUACAUUGGCUGUGGCAUCUCCGCCAUCUUCUCUGCGGCCACGCUGCUCACGUAUAUCGCCUUCGAGAAGUUACGUCGCGACUACCCCUCCAAGAUCCUGAUGAACCUUAGCACGUCCCUCCUCUUCCUCAACAUGCUGUUCCUAUUGGACGGCUGGCUGGCCUCCUUGAACAUGCAUGGGCUGUGCGUGGCCGUGGCAGUCUUCCUACACUACUUCCUGUUGAGCUCGUUCACCUGGAUGGGUCUGGAGUCCAUCCACAUGUACAUUGCUCUGGUGAAGGUGUUCAACACCUACAUACGCAGAUACAUCCUCAAGUUCUGCAUCGUAGGAUGGGGUCUGCCUGCAGCCAUAGUGGCCAUGGUGGUGGCGGUGGACAGGACGUCCUACGGGAAGCAGGAGUACGGGCGCGGAGACACCGGACAGGGAUCCUCAGAGUUCUGUUGGAUCCAGAGCCCCGUGGUGUUCUACGUGACGUGCGUGGGCUACUUCUCGCUGGUUUUCCUGAUGAACGUGGCCAUGUUCAUCGUGGUCAUGAUUCAGAUCUGCGGCCGCAACGGCAAGCGCAGCAACCGGACGCUGCGGGAGGAGGUGCUGCGGAACCUGCGGAGUGUGGUCAGUCUCACCUUCCUGCUGGGCAUGACCUGGGGCUUCGCCUUCUUCGCCUGGGGGCCCGUCAAUCUGGCCUUCAUGUACCUGUUCACCAUCUUCAACUCCCUGCAAGGUCUGUUCAUCUUCGUGUUCCACUGUGCGCUGAAGGAGAAUGUACAGAAGCAGUGGAGGAGAUACUUAUGCUGCGGACGCUUCAGACUGGCAGACAACUCAGACUGGAGUAAGACAGCCACGAACAACACUAAGAAGGUGAGCUCAGACAACCUGGGCAAAUCUCUGUCCUCCAGCUCUUUUGGAUCCAGCACUGCCAACUGGACCUCCAAGGCCAAAGCUACACUCAACCCCUUCACGAAACGCAACAGCAACACAGGUAAAGGCUACUCCAAUCAGACAACCCCUAAGUGUGUCUCCUCCUGCUCUUCCUCCUCAGAGGUGGAGCCUUCCUCCUCCUCAUCUUCCUCCUCCUCCAUUUUGCCCGUGCACCAGGUCAUCGACAAGGUCAAAGGUUACUGCUCUGUGCGCUCCGACAACUUCUACAAGAACAUCAUCCUGUCUGACAGCUUCAGCCACAGCACCAAGUUCUAGGCCCCGCCCCUGCCCCAGGAGAGCCUGGAUCAGCCUGUAGGGUUGCCUGGGGCGACAGGGCAUCGGGGGAAGUCAUGGUUCUACUGUAUAACAACAUCCCUUUCUAGUCAGCCGAUCUGUCAGAGAGACAGCGGAGGAGCAAAAGGGGGGU
This is a messenger RNA of Hypomesus transpacificus, 4797 nucleotides long. RefSeq names its product adhesion G protein-coupled receptor G6 (gene adgrg6). Gene Ontology annotation, molecular function: G protein-coupled receptor activity; laminin binding. NCBI's taxonomy places the organism in Eukaryota, Metazoa, Chordata, Actinopteri, Osmeriformes, Osmeridae. The transcript is spliced from 31 exons. Bases 483 to 4646 code for a protein of 1387 amino acids. Gene Ontology annotation, cellular component: membrane. The record is from RefSeq and is a predicted model, not a curated record. Gene Ontology annotation, biological process: cell surface receptor signaling pathway; myelination in peripheral nervous system; heart trabecula formation.